CAACAAAACAGAUAAAGCAAUACAGAAUUAACAAAAUUCAGUUAAAAACUAGACCCAGAUAAAAUCAGAUUUACAGAUUAAAAACUUACUGGAACAAAGAAUUUUUAAAAACCUAUAAAGCCUUUUAAAAAGAUGGGUUUUUCUGCCUCAUUUUCUCUAUGGAUUUUCAAAAUAACGGCUCAAAGACUACAGGGAGUCUGGGAGGAAGAAAUGGGUGGGAGGAGCCCCUUCCUUGGCCGAUGAGCUUUCUUGGAGCCGCACUAAGACCCUGCGGGAUCCGUCUGAGCCUGCCCCCCCGUCUUCCUUCCCCCUGGCUGCCGGAGACUCCAGAUGGGCCUUCAAGCGGCUGGGCAGCUCUCGAGAACCGAGCAGCCGGCUGCAGCGGGGACGGCAUGGAGCAGAAAAGCCGGGGGCUCCUGCUGGGCUGCCUGCUGCUGCUGGUGGCUGCCUCUGCGCCUCCAGCCGGGGCGCAAUAUGAGAAGUACAGCUUCCGCGGCUUCCCAGAAGCCGAGCUGAUGCCUCUCCAGAGCGCCUACUCCUACGCGUUGGAGCAGUACGAAGGAGAGAGCUGGAAGGAGAGCGUCCGCUACCUGGAGGCGAGCCUGCGCCUCCAUCGCUUGCUCAAGGACAGCGAGGCGCAGUGCCACAAGGAGUGCGCGGGGACCGAAAAGUUUGGAGAGGGCGCUCCUGCGCCUGGAGAGCCUGCAGAGGGCGCACGGUGGAGCCUGGCGCUUGGGGACCUUGGGAAAGGCUCAGCCCUCGCCGAGCCCGGACAGAGCGCAAAGGCGGGAGAGCCUGCAGGGGGCGCGCCAGAUGAGUGGCUCCGAGAAAUGCAACUCUUUGGGCUCGUCCUCCAGCGCGCCUCCUGUCUGCGAAGGUGUAAGCGCAGCCUGCCUGUCUUCAAGCUCACCUACCCGCCGCCUGAGACCCUGCGGGACUUUCAGCGCCGCAUGCCUUACCAAUACCUGCACUACGCACUCUUCAAGACCAAUAAGAUUGAGAAAGCUGUGUCAGCAGCUCACACCUUCCUGCAGAAGAAUCCCAAGCAUGAGAUGACCCAAAGGUACCUGAAUUAUUACAAAACUAUGGUGGACGUGGACGAGUAUCUCGUAGACUUGGAAGCACAGCCAUAUGAGAUGGUCUUUGUCCGAGCAGUUAAACUCUAUAACAGUGGGGAUUUCCGGAGCAGCAUCGCCGACAUGGAGCCUGCACUGGCUGAGUACUUCAAAGCCUAUGAGAACUGCUUAUCUGGCUGUGAAGGGAGUUAUGAGCUCCAUGAACGUAAGGAUUUCUACCCAGCCGUUGCAGAUCACUUUGCCAGUGUUCUGCAAUGCAAAGUGGAUUGUGAAGCUGAUCUGACUCCCAAUGUCGGUGGCUACUUUGUGGAGAAGUUUGUGGCCACUAUGUAUCACUACCUUCAGUUUGCAUAUUACAAGUUGAAUGACAUCAAGAAUGCAGUACAGAGCGUGGCCAGCUACAUGCUCUUUGACCCUGGGGAUGAGGUCAUGCAGCAGAACCUGGUCUACUAUCGCUUCUACCGUGAGCGUUGGCACCUGGAAGAAGAUGACUUCAACCCACGGCCGGAGGCCUUGCGCUAUCACAACCAGACAUCCACCCAGAAGAAACUCUUGGAGUUUGCCAUGCAGUAUCUCCAGCCAGAUGACGAGGCGGAGGUUGGUGACGGUGAGGAAGCAGAUGGGCCAGCAUUGCCUUCAGAUGCAGAAUUCGAGGGGAUUGGUGACUAUGAAGAAGGAUUUUUGGCCAAGUGGUGGCAGGAGCCACGAUCGAAAGGCGAUAAAGCUGAUGAAGAAAAGCUCCAACCUGCAGGUGAGGAGACAUCCUAAUUUCUUGUACCCACCAGGGUCGAAUUAGGCUGUCUGGAAUUUAUGGAUGCAUCUCUGGCAGUGUUCCAACAAGUAUCCUACCUUGGGAGCCUCAAGGCUGGGGAAGUUCCACCUUCAACAUCUCCUGUGUAGAACUUUUAAUUCCACCCUGAGCACAGAUGCCUCUGAGCCAAUCUAAGGUGCUGUUCGUUUGUCCCAUGGUGCUUCACUUCCAGAAGAGCCCUGUGAGCAGGCUGGGACACAGACUUCCAUGGAAAGGCAUGGGAGACUAGCAGCUGCACCUGCUUCUGGUUUUACCCUUGGCUCUGCCAGUGUGACCUCAAAUUGGUUGGAAACCAGUGACCUUGGAUUUCCAAACUAGCAUACACAGAAGGUGGUGAUCUAUGCAACUGUUUGUUUGUUCGUAGUCUUGCUGAUUCUCCAUGGGACCAAAUGUAAGCCAUUGACCUCCCCCACCCACCCCCAAGCCUUCCUUUUAAGAACCAGAAUCCCAGCAUGCAUUGCUGUGAUACUGACUAUUUGCAUUGUGUGCCAGACCUCAGUUAGGCAUAGACUUCUUCCUGACCUGGUUCUUGAACAAAGUAAUAGGUACGUUCAGAUUGGCUUGACAUGUGCCUUUUUAAACCUCAUAGUGCUGCCUUUGUAAUGUUUCAGUUAAUUUAAUUUGUUUUUGCUUUGUACAGAUUUUUUAAAAUUUUUAAGCUGAAUUUUAAUAAAAUACCUCCCGAUUCUUU
Hemicordylus capensis (graceful crag lizard) is the source of this 2578-nucleotide messenger RNA. It is a transcript of the gene P3H4, whose product is annotated as prolyl 3-hydroxylase family member 4 (inactive). NCBI's taxonomy places the organism in Eukaryota, Metazoa, Chordata, Lepidosauria, Squamata, Cordylidae. Gene Ontology annotation, molecular function: protein binding; collagen binding. The transcript is spliced from 8 exons. Bases 159 to 1844 code for a protein of 561 amino acids. Gene Ontology annotation, cellular component: endoplasmic reticulum. The record is from RefSeq and is a predicted model, not a curated record. Gene Ontology annotation, biological process: peptidyl-lysine hydroxylation; collagen fibril organization.